Symbiodinium natans is the source of this 3405-nucleotide messenger RNA. The record is from the annotation of a GenBank genome assembly. NCBI's taxonomy places the organism in Eukaryota, Dinophyceae, Suessiales, Symbiodiniaceae.
AUGAAUGGGGAGGAGGCGCUUUGCACAGUGGUGGUUAUUGCCAUGCCCUGCCAGGUCGAAGGGGGCAAGAAGGUCGAGGAACAAAGUGACGAGAAAGAUAUGGGCAUGUCCUACGCCGCGUGGAUGCAAACAGCGCAGACGCUGCCUGUGGAGAAGUGCGGCCCGCUCUCCACGUUCUUAAAGCUGCGUCAGCUGUGGUCCCACAAGACGGCGGAUUGGACGGGCCCGCAGGACAAUGACCGUGCCAUCACACCCUCUAUCAGGGUCAAAGAUCAGCCCAAGACCUUCGACGAGAAGGUUGCGCAGAAGGUCAAGGACUUCUAUUUUUACAAUGCGAUCAAUAGACACAAGAUGACCACGCUGACACCUUCCUACCAUGCGGAGAACUACUCUCCUGAUGAUAAUCGAUUUGAUUUGCGCCCUUUCCUUUUCCCAGCGACCUUCGAAGCGCAGUUCGAGGCGAUCGAUGAAGUAGUGAAAGCUUGUGCCCCUUUGUCGGCCCGAGGCUGCAGCGCGCCCGUCGCUUAUGCUGUGCGUUCAGCAUGUACUCAUCGAACGCCUGCACCGGUGGUGGUGCGGCAGCAGACGAUGCCUGUGCCUGUGGCGACGCGGUGUGUCCCGAGAGCAGCACCGGCAACAACAGGCUCGCAUGAAUUGAAGCUCUGGGGGACUUCUCUCAGCAAAGAGUUGGACUCUCGCUAUCCGGUAACCUUGCUUGUGAACGACAUCGUGUCGGAGCUUCUCGAUGCACCUCCCCAGCCUCUGACAGCCCCAGAGCUCAGGAAAGACCUGAAGCCGCGGCUGGUGACCGUGAUUCUGGAUUCGAUUGCCGCCGAAGGCUCUACGCAGGCUGGCAGAGUACCCGCCAGCGAGCGGGCGAUGCUAGCUGUUGCUUUCCACAACUCCGAGGCCUGGCAGCAAGUCUGUGGAGCAGCCAGGCGCCAGUGUUCGGCCAGUGGUGUUCCUCACUACUUGGCAGCACGGAUCCUCGAAUCGCUCAGAGCGUUCUUAGGCUUGCCCAAGCUUUCGGAGGACUGCGACAGCGACGGCUGGGCGCCUCCGCCGGAGCAGCCUUUGCAUCCUAUUGACGACGUGCCCCCGCUGUUGUCAACACGUGGUCGCUGGCAGGAGGAGCAGCUCCCUGCAGCCUUCCUUCAACUCAACGGAAGCCUCCAGGAGCCGACAACGCUUCUGGAGCAGUCAGAAUCAGGGCCUGUUUCGUCAGGUUCUCUGGACUGGAUGCAGCACACGGGCUGCGGAGAGCUGGAGCACCUCCACCGAAGCACCUUGUCAGAUCGGCCUGUGAAAGCAGUCGGUCGCAGUGUCAGUGACGGUCAGCUGCCGUUGAAUGCUCCAGUGCCCUACCGAGGCCCGGCGUACGCGCUCGCAGCAGUGACUCCCCGAGGUAGGUACAGGGCCAUGGGGGAGCGCAGGAAGCAGAACCUUGUUGUUAGCCAUCUAACUGCUCGCGUUGACGUGAUGGAGCGGGUGUCCAGCUGGGCAGCGGGCGUGACAGAGGCUCUGGCUGAGAAGGACUAUGCGGUCUCCGUUUGGGCCAAUUUUGCGAAUUUCAUGGAUUCCUUAGACCAAGGUCUUGUAGCACUGACAGCGCUGGUGCUGGGUGCAAGCUUCGUUGCACGUGGCUUUGCCAUCAUGAAGCCCUUGGCUGUUCUUGGCUUCUCUGGGGGCCUUGCUGCACACACGUGUCUCGUGGCUCUGCACGAAGGACAAGGCAUUGCAGGCGCCGUGUCGGCCACCGUGGUUGGCAUCUGUGGCGUGGUUUUCGCGCAUCGUGUUUACCCGCUCUUUGUCUUCUUCCUGGGAUGCUUGCUCGGAGGAGGUGCCGCCUUCCUCAGCCGCGAGUCCCUGGGCUUGGCCGGCGCACCAGCCGCACUCCUCGGCCUUGUGGCGCUUGUCGCGGCCUUCACCGGCUUGGUCAUGAAACACUUCCGAAUCUUCAGCUGGCGCUUGCUCACUCCUCUGGCGGGCGGAGCAAUGGCAGCGGCCAGCAUGCGGUUCUGGGUGGUCUCCACAUUUGCAAACGGGACUGGCGCCCACUGGCUGGACUUUACGAAGGUCUCCAUCAACCCAGCUGACGUUGUGUCUGACCCUCUCGAAGUUUUUUUUGUGAUUGCCUGGGGUAUCGCUGCUUGCUUGGGAUGGUAUGCGCAGCUAAUUGCCGUUGCUGCCAGUGCAGACCCACUGGCGUUGCCCGACAGUGUGGCCUUCCGCUUGCAACAGUUGGAAAAAUUCUGCCCCUGGGUCUUCGACGAGGGUGAGGAGUUCUCCAGCAAGAUCCUUCCCCGAAGGCUCGCGCAGGAAAGCAUGCCAUUCCUGCCAAAGGAGGACGUCGAGAUGGAUGAUUUGGCCAAGAAACCCAAUUACAAGCCGGAAGCUGUGCUGGCUUCCAUGGUGUUCAGCGUGCUGCUGCUCAACUUUUUCAUGCUCGGCAAGCCGCUUCUGUUCUUGGGUCACGUGGUUCUCAUGGCUGCCGCGUUCCAGGCUUUUUUGACGGCCGGUCUUAUGAGUUAUGCGUCGCCCAAUCGGCUUCUGCCCGGCCUUUCGGGAUCAAACUCACCCCUCCUGCGCCACUUCACGCACGCGACCUUCAACAUCUUGGUGCUCUUCUGCGCGAUCGUGGGCUUCCUGUGCAUGUACGCGAGCCGCUUCCUGGCGCACAAGUCUCAAGUUGACGCGGGCUCUUGGACAGGGACUCUGCACGUGUGGACGGGAUACGUGACACUGGCACUGCUCUUUGUGAUGGCAUUCUCGGGAGCUGUGAAGAUGAUUGCAGGCCUUACUUCCGGGAAUGCCGAUGACGUGGCGAAAUUCCACUCACACCUGGGAAAAAGCCUCUAUGGCUUUGCAGGGAUCUGCCAGCUGCUGGGCUAUUUUAUGCCGAAUCUGCUGCCGCUGUGGGGGUCUGUUCUUCUCAGUGUGGUCCUCGUCGCCGGCACGUCGGCAACAAUCUUCUUUCUCAACGCUCGCAGUCCUGAAGUUGUCAGGCGCAUGAAGAGGUUCAACGUUGGGGAGGAUUUGUCCUGGGAUCCAGCACGAGAGGCAUCGCUUGUCUUGGCCAAGCCCACGGCGUAUCGCCACUCGUUCUCCAGCAAUGCCACAACUCGGAUCGAAAGCUUGCGGAGCAUCACGCGCAAUUCCUCCAUCACCAGCGCAGCAGCAGGAGUCAUGGGACAGCGUGGUCAGGUUCACACCUUCGACUGGGAUGCCGUUAUGGAAGCCUUUGAGAUCCAGGAGCGUAAAGCCACUGUGUCGCUGUACUUCACGCACUGGCACAGGCACACGCAGUCCAGCAUGAUUGCAAAAGCGCAAGCCGAUCUGGAGGGGUCUAACAACCUGGUGCAAUUCCUCUCGUCGGCUCUUGUGACACCUGGCGGUGAGCCGUGA